Mesocestoides corti is the source of this 1608-nucleotide messenger RNA. The record is from the annotation of a GenBank genome assembly. Lineage: Eukaryota; Metazoa; Platyhelminthes; Cestoda; Cyclophyllidea; Mesocestoididae.
AUGGAUGUCCAAAGCACCAACUUCGCCCACAAUCAACAACAACCAACGCAACACAGCGCCACCGCCACCAACCGAACAGCUAACGAGGCGUUUGCGGCUGAUGUCGAAUUAGCAAACACGGAAUACAUCAACUACUUAAAACAAAUGAUCUCCAGCCUCAUCGACAACCAGAUGACACUUGCUGCAGCGCUCGACGAAACUAGGGAAGCGUCCUCGUCCACACAGGAGGUACAGGUGCUUCAAGAAGAACUGAGUAUGUGUCGACAGCGCGAGGCUGAAGUUACUCUGGCCUAUGAAGAUCUGCGAAAUCGCGUCGAGGCAAUCGACCAAGUCAUUGAACAGAUACCGUGGUUGGAUGUCCUCUUUAAUUCCGAUGAGCCGUUGUCUGCACGGUUAAAAGCCCUCAAGAGCGAGAAACCGACGUUAGACGACGUUUCCAUUAACAACACGACAGUGUGCUACGACGAAGAAGAUGAGGAGGAAGUACGGGAUGAAGAGGAGGAUGAAUCGACGCCGAAUCAUCGCUCGCCUGAACACCACCGCCAACGCCAUCUCCACACGUGGAUUGGCGGCCAGCGUAAUGGACAACUCGACUCCAAGCGCACCAGCUGUGAUUCCCCGCUCAGCGACAGCGGCUGCACUUCGGAGAGCCACGACGAACUCUCCCUGGCGUCGCUCAACAGCACUCACAGCAGUCCUUACCUCUCGCAGGCACUGACUGACGCCAACGCGUCACAUCGCACUAAUCUGGGGCGAAGUCUCUCUGUGAUUGGUCGGUUCGAUCGUCCACAGCAGCAGCAGCAGCAUCCAGUCGUUAGAAUGAGAAACUCAGCAUGUGGCAAAAAUCCGACCCAGCGACCUAUUUCUACGUUUGGUAGGCUCACAAAUUCCCUCAAGACCUCGAUUUCCCGAUUCGCCGAUAAGUCAGAGUGGAAGAUGGAGGCAUUGGUUGCCAGGCAACGAGAAGCGCGUGCUUUGGUUCUGCUCAAUGAAACACAAGCCGAGAUUCGAAAAGUGGAAUCGCGUUGCACAGGUCUCACGCGGCGGCAGAACGAACAGGAGCUGCGAAUGAGCGUGAAGGAGAACGAGAUUCAGCGCCUGGUGAACCAGGAACGUGAACUGCGUCGCGAACUACGCAACUGGCAACAGCGAGUCUUCCAGUUGGAGUCAGAGACCCAGGAAAUCAAGCACAACAGCCAGAUAGCCGAGCUGGAAAUGCGGUCGCACCUCCUCGAAGCCAGCAUGCUUGCCUCCGACGUGGCAGCUCGAUGCGCCACGCAGAAUCCCGCGUCGCUCUUCAACGAGGACCUCCUUCGCUUCAAGUCCACCGAGGACGCCACGCACUCGGAGGAGUCCGAAGACGCCUCACGACCGCCGAAAUUUGCCAGACCCUCUGCCCGCGGCAGACCGCGUUUCUCAUCGGCCUCUAGUCUCUGUCGAAUGCCGUCUGCAUCCACUGGCCAACAAAAGGCUGUGUCAACGAUUUCUCGUCCGUCGUCAACCCUACAUCUCAAUCAACCCACGAACGCAGAGCAGAACUGUCGAAAAAGCCUCCACGCAACGCCGUUCGGCUCGCUCUCUGAGCUCAAACUGAGGGCGGACGUUUGA